Messenger RNA from Rhodotorula graminis WP1, 1986 nucleotides. RefSeq lists its product as uncharacterized. The transcript has 2 exons. The record is from RefSeq and is a predicted model, not a curated record. The coding region runs from base 1 to 1986 and encodes 661 amino acids. NCBI's taxonomy places the organism in Eukaryota, Fungi, Basidiomycota, Microbotryomycetes, Sporidiobolales, Sporidiobolaceae.
AUGCCCAGGGCACCCAAGAAGCGUGUACCCGACCCGCACUCGAGCGAGGUCGACGAGCUCGCAGAAGACGCCCCGACUGGCCUCACGCCUCCCCGCCCCGCUCGCUCCUCCUCGACUCGCACCGCGACCACACGCCCGGGCACUGCAGCCGCCACCACGCCCAACAAGACCCGUGCCUCGACCACGGCUGCGGCCAAGCGCGGCUUCUCAAGCUCCGUGACGGCCACGGCCGGCCUCUCGACCACCUCCUCGUCGACCCGCCUUACCGGCUUCCGCUGCCGGGCCCAGCCCGCCGCCGGCACCUCGACCCUGUACGAGAUCAACUCGGUGUCGCCCGCCAAGCGCCGUCGCCCCGCCAAGGUCCCGCCUCGCGACAUGCCCAACUCGCCCUCCUCCUCCUCGACCAAGCGCCGCCGCCGCGGGACCGACACGGACGAGAACGACCGCUACGCCCUCGAGCGCAAGGUCAAGCGCGAGGACGAGUUCGUCUUCGUCAUGCCCGACCUCGACGAGGACGGCGAGCCCAUCGUCGACCCGGACUCGCCGGCGCAGGCGACACGCACUUCCCCUCCUCCCGCCAGCUCGCUCGUCCACGUCGCCGCCAACUCGCCGUCGCCCACCAAGCCGCAGCGCUCCCCCUUCAUCGCCAACCCCGCACGCCCGCUCCCGCCGCGCACCCCCUCGCCCGCACACCUCCCACCCUCGUCCUCGUCCAUCGACCUCCCCGACGCGCUCGCCGCCCGCGUCUACGCUCACUCGAGCCCCGCCCCGCUGCUGCCGCUGCCGCAGGGGCAAAGCGAGCCGCACACGUCGACGACGCUCGUCGCGAGCGAUGAGGGCCCAGGCGCGCCGCCGCGUGAGCGCUCGAGCUCGCCGCCGUUCGUCCCUCGCGGCCGUGGCGGCACGACCCUCGUGCAGCUCAGCGCCGCGCCGGCUCGGGGCGUCGCCGCGAGCCCGGGCACGACGCCGCGCGUGACGGCGAGCACGGCGAGCUCGCAGCGCGCGCCACUCACGAGGGAGGAGGAGCACGAGGUCAGUGCGCUGCUCGCCGCGCUCGAGGGCAUGGGCGACGGCGAGCUGCAGGAGGGGGCGUUCGAGACGUAUGUCGAGACGUGCGUCGAGCCGAUGCAGGCGGGAGGGGCAGCGCGUCGUGCGCGCGAGGCGGUCGGGAGCGGGGGAGCUCGGGAGGAGGUCUUCGACCCGGACAAGACGCUCGUCGAUGCGUCGCCCGGACCACUCGCAGGCCUCGACGCUGUGAGCUCUGGCUCGCCCUCGCCCGCCGAUGCCACCGCCAACCCGUUCGCCGACGACGUGCCUCUGCCCGCUCCCGCACCGAGCCGUUCCACCGCCUUCCUCCGCUCGCCGACCCCUCCCGCUCCAGCACCUCUCCCCUCGCCCCCUCGCGCACGAGCCGCCCCGCCGCACGCCGCCGCAUCGCCCGCGCCCAACCCGUUCUACCGCCCUGCGACCCCUCCUCGCCGCCCACCCGGGUACCGCCUCGUCCCACUCACGGUCGAGGGCCUCGCGACUCACGCCCGCGAGGUCGUCGCCGCCGCGUCGUCGUCGUCGACCGAGACGGCCUUCCUCAGGGGCGAGGUGCGCCGCCUCGCCAAGGAGCUCGAGGCGCGCGACACGCUCCUCGGCGAGCGCGAGGCGGUCGUGCGCCGGGCGCAAGGGGAGCAGGAGCGCUUCGAGCGCGAGAGGGCCGAGUGGGCCGAGGAGCAGAAGGCGCUCGUCGCCAAGGUGGACGCGCUGAGGGAGGUCAGGAGGGGGCUCUUGCGCGAGCUGAGGGAGGAGCGCGAGAGGGCCGAUGGGCUCGAGGACAGGAUCAGGGCGCUUGAGGGCGUUGGCGAGCGGGCGGCGGCAGGCGCGAGCGACGUCGAGCAGGAGCCCGUCGUCGAGGUCCCGGUCGUCGCUCGGCGCGCGCUCGACGACAACGCCGGCGUCAAGGGUGUCGAGCCGGUCGAGCCAGUCGACGAGACGUAG